Molecule: messenger RNA, 2121 nt
Organism: Ceutorhynchus assimilis (cabbage seed weevil)
Lineage: Eukaryota; Metazoa; Arthropoda; Insecta; Coleoptera; Curculionidae
Source: the annotation of a GenBank genome assembly
AAAGUUUCGUUUGUCCCUCAAUGUCGAGGGGUGGGUUGAGUAGUACUAUUAACCCUCUAUCUACCAUAAAAAAUUCAAAUCGAAAAUCCGGUCCUGGACCGAAAUAGUACAUUUCUACAUUACGCACAACCCUGCCUUUCUUGAUUUAAAUGGUGAUUCUAACCUAAUUCAAUAUUAUUUUGAUUGUGUCAUUUGCUUUUGUUUGAAAACGAAAUUUAGUUAUAUUCUGUUUUAAAUUAUUUGAAAAAUAUAUUCAGUUUUAUUUUUAAAAAGCAAUAAAAGUUGCGGUUCGCAAGGAGCUGGCUUCACACUUUCGACUACGUUCGCGGAUUCAUAUUUGAGGCAAGGAGCUGGCUCCAAGGAGCUAGCGUCACACACGACAAAAUUAGGAUCAUACUAAGUAGAUCUAGAUUUAUAAAGGUUUAUGAAAACCCCACAAACGAAGGUGAAUGAGGUAUGCGGAGUAGAUAAGGGGUAUCUCUGGUAUAAGCAAAAAUGAGAGCAAAAAUUUCCAUAAAAUACUCCGCUUUGGUGUUCCAGAUGGAUCAGAAGGUAUUGACAGAAAAGAUGUAUUUUUUUACCAAGCCGACGAUGAACAUUACAUUCCCAGAGCAGUAUUGUUGGAUUUGGAACCUAGAGUCAUUAAUACCAUUCUGAAUUCACCUUAUUCAAAGUUAUACAAUCAAGAGAACGUUUUUCUAAGUAAAAAUGGAGGCGGAGCUGGUAACAAUUGGGCUUCUGGCUACUCACAAGGAGAAAAAUUGAACGAAGAAAUAUUUGAUAUUAUUGACAGAGAAGCAGACGGAAGCGAUAGUUUAGAGGGAUUUGUCUUGUGCCACUCCAUAGCUGGAGGUACAGGCUCAGGAAUGGGUUCUAAUAUUUUGGAAAAAUUAUCCGAUAGAUUUCCAAAGAAACUAGUACAGACCUAUAGUGUUUUUCCUAAUCUUGAUGAAAUUAGUGAUGUUGUAGUUCAACCAUACAACUCUCUAUUGACUCUCAAAAGAUUAACUGAAUCGGCUGAUUCAGUAGUUGUAUUGGAUAAUACUGCUUUAAACACAAUAGCUGCAGAUAGAUUAAAAAUUCAAAAUCCUACUUUUACACAGAUUAACAGCUUGGUUAGUACUAUUAUGUCUGUUUCUACAACCACUUUGAGGUAUCCGUCAUACAUGAAUAAUGAUCUUAUGGGUCUCUUGGCACCCCUAAUCCCAACGCCACGUCUUCAUUUUCUCAUGACUGGCUACACGCCCCUGUCAACUGAUACAGAUGAAGUCAACAUCAGAAAAACUACAGUUUUAGAUGUCAUGAGACGACUGCUACAGCCUAAAAAUAUGAUGGUUUCUACUGCGCCAGAUCGUGGCUCGCAGCAUUGUUACAUAUCUAUAUUGAAUAUUAUACAAGGUGAAGUGGAUCCAACUCAAGUCCAUAAAUCGUUGCAAAGGAUCAGGGAAAGAAAAAUGGCGCAGUUUAUUCCUUGGGGGCCUGCUAGUAUACAAGUGGCGCUUUCGAGGAAAUCGCCUUAUGUUUCUACUGCACAUAGAGUUUCAGGGCUUAUGUUGGCCAAUCAUACAAAUAUUAGUUCUUUGUUUGAUCGGGCUUUGAAUCAAUACGACAAACUUCGUAAACGUGAAGCCUUCUUGGACCAAUUCAGGAAGGAGGACAUGUUCAAAGAUAACUUGGAUGAGUUGGAUUCUAGUCGCGAAGUGCUCCAAGAUCUCGUGGACGAGUAUAUUUCGGCCACAAAAGAGGAUUACUGCAAUUAGUUUAUUACAAAUUUAAAUUAUUUUAACAAACGCCCACUAAUUUAAGAUGCCACUCUUAAGACUGUUGGUAAUAAUUUGGCUCAAAUGAUAUACAAUUUAAGGCUUGUUUAACGAGUUAACUUUUCAGUGUUGAAUUCAAUGCUUCUCGAAUAUCAAAAAAAAUAGUUAGCAUGUGCCAUUUUUCAUAUUCUUUUUCUUUGAAUCUCAAAUGUGUUCUUGUUACUUCUACUCAUAGUUUUGAUAAUUCAUUGUUAAAUUGUUGCCAUGAAUCUAUUAUUAAAGAAGUUUUUUUUUUUUUUUAACUGCUUGUAGUUUUGAAGAUUAAUACUUCUGAUACCCUAAAUUAUUUACUGUGCAGGAC